Dermacentor silvarum is the source of this 3644-nucleotide messenger RNA. It is a transcript of the gene babo, whose product is annotated as TGF-beta receptor type-1-like. The transcript is spliced from 9 exons. Gene Ontology annotation, cellular component: plasma membrane; activin receptor complex. Gene Ontology annotation, molecular function: activin binding; activin receptor activity, type I; ATP binding. The record is from RefSeq and is a predicted model, not a curated record. The coding region runs from base 212 to 1708 and encodes 498 amino acids. Lineage: Eukaryota; Metazoa; Arthropoda; Arachnida; Ixodida; Ixodidae. Gene Ontology annotation, biological process: protein phosphorylation; nervous system development; cellular response to growth factor stimulus.
AGUAGUUGCGUAGUUGCUGGUAGUUGGUUGGCAGACGACUGAUUUGUGUGCGGCAGUCCACCACGUGGGUGUCAACGAUACCGCAAGUUGUGGUCGGCGCAAGACCAUGCAAACGACUCGCGAACAUCGUUGGCUUCCUCGACUGUGGGAAAUGCGCGCCUUCAUGUAGAGUUAUGUUGGUGUGUUCGACUCCAACAAGGCGAGGAUAAUCAUGUUGCGAAAGGUGCUACUACUACUGAGCAUCGGAACAGCCUCAGGCCUCAAGUGUUACUGUGAUAUCUGCGGUGAGGAUACCAAUCACACCUGUGUAACCGAUGGCAUCUGUUUCGCCACCACUACAAAAUCCAAGACGGGCGCCCUCAAGCACGAAUACAGGUGUCUCGACAAAAAAAAGAUGUUCCCUCCUGACAAUCCAGUGGCGUGUUCAAAGUCUGGCUCGCACAAUCCUACCCAUAUGGUCAUAAACUGCUGCUCCAAUUAUGACUUUUGUAACCGCGAUCUCCGUCCAACCUUUCCUGCGGCCACAGAGGCUUCAGGCGACACAGCGGUGGGUUCGUCAUGGCCAAGUACACAUGAGCUGGCCUUUGCCAUUGGAGGCCCCAUAUGCCUUGUGUGCGUGGUGCUCAUGGUGGUGUACCAGCUGUGGCAGCAGCGGAGGCGCCAUUUUCGCUAUGAGAUGGAGACAAGCUUGGAGAGUGAGCCCAUCUUGCUUCCACCUGGGCAGACCAUCAAGGAUAUGAUUGAGAUGACCACCUCUGGCUCGGGCUCAGGCCUGCCACUACUGGUGCAAAGGAGCAUAGCGCGUCAGAUACAACUGGUGGAGGUCAUUGGCAAAGGCCGUUACGGUGAAGUAUGGCGAGGCCGGUGGCGUGGUGAAUCGGUGGCAGUGAAAAUAUUCUCAUCACGGGAUGAGCGGUCAUGGUUUCGUGAGGUGGAGAUCUACCAAACAGUGAUGCUGAGGCACGACAACAUCCUUGGCUUCAUAGCUGCUGACAACAAAGAUAAUGGAACCUGGACGCAAUUGUGGCUCAUCACGGACUACCAUGAAAAUGGGUCGCUCUUUGACUACUUGAUGAGGAUUCCAGUGGAUACAGCAACAAUGUGCAAGAUGGCUUACUCCAUUGCCAAUGGCCUGGCACAUUUGCAUAUGGAGAUCCUUGGCACCCAAGGAAAACCAGCCAUUGCUCAUCGUGACAUCAAAAGCAAGAAUAUUUUGGUGAAGAGCAGCGGGGCGUGUGCCAUUGCUGAUCUGGGACUGGCUGUGCGUUAUGACUCGGCCACCAACUCGGUUGACAUCCCACCAAAUCCGCGUGUGGGCACCAAGCGCUACCUGGCACCCGAGGUGUUGGAUGAAAGCAUCAACAUGAACCACUUUGACUCGUUCAAGCGUGCUGACAUUUAUGCCCUGGGAUUGGUACUUUGGGAGAUUGCCCGUCGCUGCAACAUUGGAGGCAUCUAUGAAGACUACCAGCUGCCCUACUAUGACCUGGUGCCAGCUGACCCAACUAUUGAGGAGAUGCGCAAGGUGGUUUGCACAGAUCGGCAGAGGCCGGCUCUCCCUAACCGCUGGCAGUCAUGUGAGGCGCUGCGGGUCAUGUCCAAGAUCAUGAAGGAGUGCUGGUACCAUAAUUCGGCUGCCCGGCUUACGGCUCUUCGCAUCAAGAAGACCAUUGCCAACCUUGGAGCUCAGGAGGACCUGAAAAUCUGAAGGAGGAGGACCACAGACCGUUUCUUUCCUGUGCCUUUUGCCACUCCACGCCAGGGGUGACGUUCUUCGACAGUGUCUCCUGCCCUCCCUUUUUGGCAUCUUGUUGUUGUGUGAGCCAGAGACAUCAAAAUACAGCCUUUUGAGGCUUGGCUCAGUGAGUGGUGACAAUGUGACUGAUGGAUAGCCGCUGCUGGUUUUAAAAGUGUCUGCAUGUUGUGAGUUUUCAUUUUUUAGCCUCAAGUAAUUUAAGUUGCACGUGAUAGUUGGCAUCAUCCCAUUGGAACUGCUCAGUUUUUGUGUGUGGGAUCAAGGCACAUGUACCAGUGUUUGUGAGCAAACAGCACUGUUUUCCUGGAGCUCAUGGUGCUUCUGUGGGCAAUUGAUGGGGGAACUGGUUUGUUCCUUCUUGCCUGGUGGCUGCAUGUUGGCUUCUCAUGAAAUACUCCUGUUUGUGAUGACAGCAGCUGGGUUGCACCAGCUAAGCCGCUGGGUAGGUGAGUGCAUUUGCGCCCCUAUAUUUCUACCUGGCCAUUGUGCAGGGCAUUGCUGCCCAAGCCACAUAGCAGUGUUAUUCGCUGUGUCAUGGUAAAUUCAUUAUCAAUAUCUUGGCUCGAAUUCCAUGGGCAAGAUUUUAGGUACUAAUUUUUUACCAAUGAAAAGUUAGUGCUAACUUAUUUUAAGUUGGAGGAGUACUGACAAAAAAAUUUGGUGUCCGGCUUUUCUUGCUUUUUUGGGUAGCUGUCAACUCCAUAGUUACGGAACGAAGCCUCGAUUUCUAGAGAGCGUCACAAAUGAAAACUGCAGCACUUUUAGUAUGGCCCGUCCAAAAUGCUCUUUAAGUGCAGCCUGGUCUCCUACCUGAAAAAGGUUACUUAAGUCGCCAAAAGUCGAUGUGGCGAGACGGGGUGGUUGAAGGCCAUAGAAUGACUGUGUCGCCGAAAGCUGUUAAACUGGCCGUGCCGGGUUGUUCGCUUCUCUUAGAAACGCAGAGGGACACACUUCCCUCUUGUCCCAUGGAGUGCUGAAAGGACUCUGCUUUAGCCACCACGGCCAGUGUGUAUGUAGUGUCUGGUACCACGAGACCGCCCCAACAUGUUAACGCGAUAGCAUUAAGGGCCCCUUGUCGCAAAAAAAUGUGGUGUCUGCACCAAUCGUCUUUGGCGAAAAAUCAUUCCGAACCACAUUCACGCGAGCCUUCCGCGUGGUGCAGAGGGGUUAGUGAAGUAACUGAAUUUCUUAAAAGUAAAAUGCGUCGGAAAAAUCGUAAAGUACGACUUAACCACAACCUACAGACAUGAUAGCGUCAGAUUGUAAUUUGAAUAUACGAUAAAACAUAAUUCUGUUAUGGUGGAAACUCAAACACAAGCCCCUUUUCCAGCAUUUCUACCAUUCAUACAGCAGUGUGCCUCGAUCGGUUCCUUGCAACAACGCCAUUUAGAUGGCGCUCGCCUCCUCGGCAGCGGCGUGCAGAGGCGAAGGAGGAGAAAAAAGAAAGCUGCAGUUGCUGGCAAGUGGGACAAGCAGUCGGGGAUCUUUGUAUGCUAUUUUCACUAGUUUCACGAUUUCACUAUUAAAGGUGAAAUUUAAGCGUCCUCCAAAUUUUUUUCGGUCAUAAAAUGGGUGACGGUGAAUUGACGUGAUGCAUGACGAAAUGGGUGAGCAGUGUGUUUUCGGACAAAAAACUGGAGCCACGCUGCUCUUGGCAUGCAUUUUGAAAUGGUCGUAAUAAAAGGUAAUGUAAUUGAUUAUUUCUUAAAGGCUCUCGGGGAAUCAAGACUGCAUAACAUAGGGCUAUCCAGUAAAGUAAUAAAAACGGGACAAACAUUUUCUGCAGUACUCCUUUAAGCCUUUACAGGUAGCAUUGUUGUAGGAUCACUUGUUAAAAGUUCUUAUUCUUGAUGUGCAUUUUGCUAUUAAAGGGAUGCUGAAGAAAAAA